AUGGGCAACUCAUCCCCCGCUGAAGCUGCACCGGCUUACGAGGACCUCUUCCACGAACGGCCCGGCGGCCGCACUGGCUAUGCGAUGGUCGGUCAAAUCGACGACACAGCCGAUGUAGACAUCGAGCAAGCCCACCAACACACACAUGGACAUCAAAAUGCCGAAGAUCCAUCUUCGAUCCCACUGUCGACGCAGGAGAAUCAACAUUCCCACUGUGCUGAAUGCGACCGUCAACGGGAGCGGAGAGAGCGACGAGAGAGUGCACACAAGUCCUGUGGUAUCGUGUCCAGGACUUUCAUUCUUAUUUUCUUCUUUUUGAUGAUUUUGGGUGUUGUUGGGAUCCAGGCGUGGAAGGAAGUUAAGAUUCGGGAUGAUUGA
Messenger RNA from Penicillium antarcticum, 378 nucleotides. RefSeq lists its product as uncharacterized. NCBI's taxonomy places the organism in Eukaryota, Fungi, Ascomycota, Eurotiomycetes, Eurotiales, Aspergillaceae. The coding region runs from base 1 to 378 and encodes 125 amino acids. The record is from RefSeq and is a predicted model, not a curated record. The transcript is spliced from 2 exons.